GGUUGGAAUUUGGAAAUGGGUUUCUUAAAUGCUGGUAAAGUUGGGAUAAGACACCCAGCCCUAAGAAGCCCCCGUAUUUUAGGUUAACCGAGAAAAUGAAGAGAAGAUAUAGGCGCUAAGUCUGGAAAACUGCCGACCCUAAGAGACUAGCGAAUGAAGCAGGGAUUAUCUUAAUUGUCGAAGCCGUGCCAGUUUCCAUAAAAAUAUUUUGGGAGAAACCAAAAGCUUAAUUUAUCACUAGAGAGGAGGCAGAUUGAUUCGAUACAUAGAUAAAUUACAGAGAUCAUUGAUUGAAUGGGAUGAUAAGAGGACAUCAAGAUCUAUUUGGUUCAGAGUUCUCUUAUUGCACAGGACCAGUACAUAUCAGGAGUGCCCUGGAAACAACUAAUUAAGAGGAAACACAUGAUGGGAAAGGAGAAGCAAAAUACUAGGCAUAAUAAGGGGGACAAUAUUUCUGACGCAGUUACUAAUGAGAAUGGUAAGAAAGUUGUUGUUUGUGCUCUUCCUUGUUUUUCGGAAUCUCUCAUUAAGAGGAAAAGAAGCUCAACGGAAAUAUGUGACACACUCAUAAGUAAGACAGUGAAGGAAGUUGCUGUUGUGUCUCCGUAUUCUGUGAAAUCAAUAAAGGGUAAGUCUAAGAGGAGAAGAAGCUCAACAGAAGAUAGAGUUUGUGACACAGCUGUGAGUAUGAUAGAAAAGGAACUUUCUGUUGCGAAAUUUCCCAAGGGUAACAUUAUUGAGUGCAUGAAUAGUGAAUCUGUUGUUGAAGUGGAAGACAAGAACGAGCAUACGAGGAAAAGAAGCUCAAGGAAACGAGAGGGCAAGCCAAAGGUCAAAACGGUCAUUCGUUUUCCAUAUUUGAAUAAUGACAUUCAAAAGAAUACUAAAAAUGAACUUGUUGUGCCGUCAGUGGAGAAACAUGUGGAGCUGGACGAUACAAGAAGUUUACCCGUUGAAGAUGCAAGACAGGAAGCACGGGUCGGCAAUUCUACAAGGGAAAAAAAACUGCAUGGCUUCUCUACAAUUGAUGAAAUUUGCUCUAAUUUUGCAUACACUGGCAUAGAGAAUGACAGUUUGUUUGGGGCUUCAAAACCUUCUUUAUCUGGAAAAAGUACGUGCCAUUCAUUUGUUCCUUGCCAAAGGAGAUCUUCUGGUCAGGUUUGUUUGAAGGGGGAUAAGGGGGUUCAGAGAAAAGUGCACGAAAAUGUACGUGUAAUUUCUCCUUACUUUCUAAAUUCACAGGCUGGUGAAAUAAUAAAAAAUGAAGCCGCUGAUAAUCCUUUUCAUGGUAGUGACUUAGUCCAACACGUUGGUGAAAAUAAGCCUGUUGUAAAGGACAUGAGCUCCACUCGUCUUGAACAGGAAGCACGGGUAGACAAUUCUACAAAGGCAAUGAAACUGCAUGGCUUCUCUACAAUUGAUGAAAUUUGCUCUCAUUUUGCAUACACCGGCGGAAGCUUUGUGAAGGGAAAACACGGGGCUGAAGAUGGUAGGGAUUCUUCUCAAAGGAUCACAAUGCUAGAUAAUGAAAAAUUGAUCGUGCCUUCAAAACUUUCUUUAUUUGGAAAAAGAAACCCCCAUUCAUUUGUUCCUUACCAUAGGAGAUCAUCUGUUCAGGUUGGUUUGAAGGGGGACAAAAAUGUACGCGCUGUUUCUCCUUACUUUCAAAAUUCACGGGCUGGUGAGAUAGUUAAAAAUGAACCUGGUAGUAAUUCUUUUCAUGAGGGUGACUUAUUCCAACAUGAAGGUGAAAAUAGGACUACUCUCAAGGGCAUGAGUAGCACUCUUCUCGAGCGGGAGGCGCCGGUGGACCAUUCUACAUCGGCAAAGAAACUGCAUGACAUCUCUACAACUGAUGAAAUUUUCUCUCAAUUUGCGUACACUGGUGGAAGCUUUCCUAAGCGAAAACAUGGAGCUGAAGAUGUUUGGAAUUCUUCUAAGAGGAUCAGAACUGUAGAGAAUGACAAACUGAGAGGGGUUUCGAAAGCUUCUCUUAUUGGAAAAAACAAGCCCUAUCCAUUUGCUCCUUGCCAAAUGACAUCCUCUGGCCAGGAUGGUUUGAAGGGGGAUACGGGGAUUCAGAGGGAAGUGUACAAUACUGUACGUGUUGUUUCCCGUUACUUUCAAAAGUCACGGGCUGGUGAAAUAGUGAAAAAUGAAGAUCAGCAUCCCCUAGUUGAAACACAAAACUCUUUUAGAAGAAUCCCCCCCUGCUCUCACAAUUUAAAGCAGAAACAGGAGAAUGUAAUUAAUGAUUUGUUGGAGGGAAAAACUGUUUCAACAAAGCCUAAAAAGGGCUCUGCUAAAACUAAACGUGCAGUGUUUAUCAGGCCAACUCUUUCUGCUGCUCAAAAACGUAGUGAAGCUUACUUAAGGAGGAUGCCGGAUAACAAGUGGAAACCACCAACUUCCCUCAGCAAACUUCUUCAAGAAGAUUAUGUUCAUGAUCCAUGGAGGGUGCUGGUGAUUUGCAUUCUUCUUAAUCGGACAACUGGUAAACAGGUAAACAGAAAGAGCAAUGUGAUCCUGGUAGCAGAUGGGGCGAGAUUUUUGGGAUGGAUGUGACAAGUUUGAAAUAUCAAUAUUAAAUUUGCUUCUGCAAUAUUGUUGAAUACUCCAUACUGUAUAUGUUAUGAAAAAUAUUAUUGUGAUAAAUAAAUGGUGUGUUUUAAAUUUUUACGAUUACCAAGUUAAAUACUUUAGUCCGAAAGGGGCUGUAGA
This is a messenger RNA of Cuscuta campestris, 2721 nucleotides long. NCBI's taxonomy places the organism in Eukaryota, Viridiplantae, Streptophyta, Magnoliopsida, Solanales, Convolvulaceae. The record is from the annotation of a GenBank genome assembly.